AUGGGACUCAACCUGGGUGUCUCUUCCUACGCCAAUCACCCCGUGAAGGAAAUCACAGACGGACCGUCUCAUGAUGUUAUGCAGCUCUACUCAAUGAGCGACAAGCCUAAGCAGGAGCGGAUGCUUCUCAUAUCCUUGGGGUACGGUGGAAUGAAUUAA
Penicillium bovifimosum is the source of this 159-nucleotide messenger RNA. RefSeq names its product Aldolase-type TIM barrel. Bases 1 to 159 code for a protein of 52 amino acids. NCBI's taxonomy places the organism in Eukaryota, Fungi, Ascomycota, Eurotiomycetes, Eurotiales, Aspergillaceae. The transcript has 2 exons. The record is from RefSeq and is a predicted model, not a curated record.